GGCGCACCCGUAUACCUGACCAACAGGGGCAAUUCGAAGAUCCCAAACGCUUUACGUUUUUGUUAUUUUUAUAUUUUUCAUCUAUAGACUUGGGGGAAGGGUCAAGAAUCUGAAGAGCUUUGAUCCCUCAAAAAUCCAUCAAUGGCGGGGGUAUCUUUGAAGUGUGGGGACUGUGGGGCACUGUUGAAAUCGGUGGAGGAAGCCCAGGAACAUGCCGAACUCACUUCCCAUUCCAACUUCUCCGAGUCCACUGAAGCCGUUCUCAAUCUUGUUUGCUCCGCUUGUGGCAAACCAUGCCGAUCCAAAACAGAAAGCGAUUUGCAUACAAAACGAACAGGGCAUACCGAGUUUGUAGAUAAGACUUUGGAGGCAGCAAAACCAAUCAGUUUGGAGGUCCCAAAGGUAGCUAUGGACUCAGAGGAGGCUGUUGAUGCAGGUAGCACCAGCAAAACCAAUCAGUCUGAAGAGAUAGUUGUGCCAGAGGUUGACAAAAAACUGCUUGAAGAACUGGAAGCGAUGGGUUUCCCUACUGCACGAGCAACACGUGCUCUCCAUUUUUCUGGUAAUACAAGUCUUGAGGCUGCCGUGAACUGGGUAGUUGAACAUGAGGCUGAUCCAGACAUAGAUGAGAUGCCCAUGGUAUCUGUCAAUAAAAAUGCUGAGGCACCGAAACCUUCUCUUACACCGGAAGAGAUGAAGCUCAAAGCACAAGAGCUAAGAGAGCGGGCUCGGAAAAAGAAAGAAGAAGAGGAGAAGAGGAUGGAAAGAGAAAAGGAAAAGGAGAGGAUUCGAGUGGGCAAGGAGUUGUUGGAAGCAAAACGUAUUGAAGAAGAAAAUGAGAGAAAACGUUUGAUGGCCCUGCGGAAAGCUGAAAAAGAGGAAGAGAAACGAGCAAGGGAAAAGAUUCGUCAGAAAUUGGAAGAAGACAAGGCAGAGAGAAGGCGGAGGCUAGGGCUGCCACCCGAGGAGCCUUCAGCAGCACUGAAACCUUCUGCGCCUGUCGUGGAGGAGAAAAAGAGUGCAUUGCCAGUUAGGCCUGCCACAAAGGCAGAGCAAAUGCGUGAAUGUUUGCGAUCUCUCAAGCAAAAUCACAAGGAUGAUGAUGCCAAAGUGAAGAAAGCAUUCCAGACGCUUCUGACGUAUAUCGGAAACGUGGCCAGGAAUCCGGAUGAGGAGAAAUUCAGAAAAAUUAGACUCAAUAAUCAAACUUUCCAGGAUAGAGUUGGAUCUCUGAAAGGAGGAGUGGAGUUCUUGGAGCUUUGUGGAUUUGAGAAAGUCGAAGGACAGUUCUUGUUUCUCUCAAGAAACAAGGUUGACAUGCAAGUUCUCAACUCAGCUGGAUCCGAGCUCAACUCUGCUAUCAACAAUCCCUUUUUUGGGAUUCUUUAACUUUGAAAAUUAAAUCUUGUUUCUAUCUUAUGAAAAG
Hibiscus syriacus is the source of this 1426-nucleotide messenger RNA. Its product is annotated as chromatin assembly factor 1 subunit A-B. Bases 142 to 1389 code for a protein of 415 amino acids. Gene Ontology annotation, molecular function: protein binding. Lineage: Eukaryota; Viridiplantae; Streptophyta; Magnoliopsida; Malvales; Malvaceae. The record is from RefSeq and is a predicted model, not a curated record. The transcript is spliced from 12 exons.